CUUAUACAUUAAAGAAUUUAACCACAUUGUAAUUUCAACUGGACUAACAGUGUGGGAACUGGAAAAGGUGGCAUUUAUUUACGGAGAGAUUACACCAAGUAGAACAAUACAACUGAACGAUGUAACAACAAGAUAUAUCUUACUGGAACAGCUUCUUAGUCUUGUUGAUCUUACUUUAUGCGAAGUGAAAGUAUAUUCUAGAGAAGGACAAGAAUAUGAUUCUAAGAAAGAGAUAUAUAAACCAAAUAAAGUCCAUGGCGAGUGGAGCCAUUGGUCCCCGUGGUCAAAUGAAUGCUACUGUGAUGGUCAACAAUACAGACAUAGACUUUGUAACAAUCCCGAGGAGAAAUUUAGCGGGCAGAAAUGCCCUGGAAGAAAUACUUCUGGAAGACAGUGUUCGCCUGUCGGUGCCAAUUGUGAAGAUAUUAAUGGCCUCAGUCAUUGGUCUGAGUGGAGUCAAUGUUCAGCUGAAUGUGGCGAUGGAUUAGUGACAAGAAGACGAAAAUGUAAGGUCUCGAAAUCAAUAAGAACCAUAAAUAAUUGUGAAGAAGUUGUUGAAAGUCGACCUUGUAUUGGCAUGGGAAACUGUCUAGGAUUAUCCAUCGGAUCAAUGUCUGGUAAUGAAAAAGCAGUAUGGGAAAAUGGAAACAUUCCAAUCUUUACAGCAUGGAACUUGAAGAUAAUGACAACGGGAAAGUGUAGCCGGAUGAACUUCAAGCUUUUCUAUGAAAACAAUACAUGGGAACGUGAAGACUGUAGUCAUAAAUUGGCAGAAUAUGUUAUGUGUGAAAGUAAACAAGAAGUUACAGACAGCGUUCCAAUUAAGUCUUUACUUAUCUUUGCUGAUACUGAGCGUGUUACGGUCCCCGAGCAGAUACCGGCUCGAGAAUAUUCCGGGAAUAUCAGUGUUACAGUAACUGGUGCACGGUGCAUUAACAUGUCAUGCCGAUACAAAGACGGCUUAGAGAAAAUUGCAUGCAAGCAAUCCGACAAUGUGUGGGAGGAAUGUAGUAUCAAUUUGCCUGCAAAGACUGAUUCGAAUAUUACAUACGAAAAGUACAUGGGUAAUCUCAGCAAAACAUUCUCAGGAAAAGUGUGUCAAAGAUGGGACCGAAAUAUUCCAUAUGUUCAUAAUUUUGAUGGCACCAUCUUUAAAGGAGAAGGUAUAUCUGAUGCAGCUAAUUAUUGCAGAGACCCUGGGGAAACCGGUAAUUUCUGGUGCUUCACAACAGAAUCUAAUACACGAUGGGAGCCAUGUUUAUUAAAAGAAGAUGAAGUAAACACUGAUGACACAACCCUCAUUACUAAAAACAACCAUUUCAUGUGCGAUGAUGUUCAUCCAAUGAUAGACAUUGAUUUCGGAACAAAAAAAUCAGGACGAUUUAAUGACGAGCCAUUUGAAAUUGGAUCUUUCUUUAGAUGCAACUCAAAUGAAUAUAUUUCUGUAAUUGCCACAUGUGAUGGAGUUAUAGACUGUUUUGAUGCUUCAGAUGAGUUAGAAUGUACUGAAAACAAAAUGGAAGGUAAUACUUGCUCUAAACAUCAGUUCCAAUGUGACGAUGGUGACUGUAUACAUAUCAGUCAAGUUUGUAACUUCAAGAAAGAUUGUAUCGACGGGUCUGAUGAAAAUUGCGAUACAUGUCAACCUAACCUCGCCUUUCAUUGUGACUUUGGAAGAUGUAUACCUCUAAGGUUAAUUUGUGACGAGUAUCAACAUUGUGAAGACGGCACAGACGAAACUGAUUGUGUCAACAAAGUGUUUGAUUCAUGCCAAGAUGUCUGGGAAAGUGGAUAUAGAAAAUCUGGAUAUUAUAACAUUAUAGGUUUGUUCAAUAAUAUAGAACUGAAGCAUUACUACGUACAAAUUAACAGUAUUUGA
This is a messenger RNA of Ruditapes philippinarum (Manila clam), 1879 nucleotides long. RefSeq names its product thrombospondin-2-like. Gene Ontology annotation, cellular component: plasma membrane. The record is from RefSeq and is a predicted model, not a curated record. Gene Ontology annotation, molecular function: protein binding. The annotation marks the transcript as partial. NCBI's taxonomy places the organism in Eukaryota, Metazoa, Mollusca, Bivalvia, Venerida, Veneridae. The transcript has 13 exons.